GCAUCAAUCGGUGCAGCUAGCUAGCGUAGCGGGCAACAAGCUAGCUAGCGGUUAGCGAAAACAAUACCGCCCGGCUCGCUAAAUCAUAUUAUCGUCGUUUCGUUUGUAUCGUUUAAAACUUCAAUGUACACGAAAUAUUUUUUAUAAAUGUCUACAGCGUGAAAACUCGAGGGUGGGGAUUCGAGGCCGUGUUUUUGUGGUUGACUUGACUUUGCAGGGGAAGAUGUGCAAUGGGUCAAUAUCCAAAGCCUUUUGGUUCCACGCCUCAGCCACCAAACAAUCCUUCUUGUUUCUGCUGGUACUGACUGCAGUGUCUACUGUGCAAGGGUCAGGAUGUGUGAGGCCGUACAUGGUCCAGAACAGCUGGGUAAACCUCACAGAGACCAACAGGGGCUCAUUCCCUGUUGGCACAGUACUGCAGUACAGCUGUGACCCUGGUUACCUGCCAGACGGACCUAGCAUCCUCACUUGUACCACACUUGGACUUUGGACCUCUGAUCCUCCUCAUUGUAUACGCAGUGGUGCAUGUCUACCCCUCUCCAAACCUGAAAAUGGGGGGUUCACCUGCCACCCAUCCCCCUGCCGAAUGUUUGCUCAUGGCACUGUGAUUGAGUUCUUCUGUGAUGAGGGCUUUAUUCUCAGUGGAGACUAUAACUACCUGACCUGUCAGGAUGGACAGUGGGACGGCCCCAUGCAGAUCAAUUGUGUGAGCCAAGGUUGUAUAAGACCCUCUACAGUGCAGCAUGGCUCAACUAAUCUGACAGACACCAACAGGAGCUUGUUUCCUGUGGGCACAGUACUGCAGUACAGCUGUGACCCUGGUUACCUGCCAGCCGGACCCAGCAUCCUCAGCUGCACCACACUGGGACACUGGUCCUCCGAACCUCCUCGGUGUAUACACACUGAUGGUUGUAUAAGACCCUCUACAGUGCAGCAUGGCUCAACUAAUCUGACAGAAACCAACAGGAGCUCGUUCCCUGUUGGCACAGUAUUGGAAUACCGCUGUGACCCUGGUUACCUGCCAGAUGGACCCAAUAUCCUCACCUGCUCCACACUGGGACACUGGUCCUCUCAACCUCCUCGCUGUAUACGCAGUGACGUAUGCCAGCCUCCAUUUCAGCCAGAGAACGGGGGCUAUACCUGUCAUCCCGCCCCAUGCCAAAGACUUUCUCAUGGCACUGUGAUUGAAUAUUUCUGUGAUGAAGGCUAUGUUCUGAAGGGAGACUAUAAAUACCUUACCUGCCAGUAUGGAGAGUGGGACAGCCAAAUGAAGCUCAGCUGCCUCAUGGAGCAAGACCGCGAUCCAACUUUACCAUUAGGGAUGCCCGCCUUGUCCAUAGUUGCAUCCACAGCCAGCUCAGUGGCCCUAAUCCUGCUCCUGGUGGUGCUGUUUGUGCUUCUGCAGCCAAAACUGAAGUCCCUGCAUCGACGGGAUCAGGGUGUGUCCGGCCAGCCUGUGUCAAUCAUGGUGGAAGGAGUCCAGGUGACCCUGCCCUCAUAUGAGGAGGCUGUGAAUGCCAGUGGAGCCUCAGCUCUCAGCUCUGAGUCGCGAGUCCAGAUAGUGCUGUCUGAGGGUCAGCAUGCCCCAGCGCCAGAGGCUGGCCCCUCUAGGCCUUCAUCCCUCAAACAACAGCAGUCAGAGAUGGCUGUGGUCCACCCUGUGCCACCGUCCUCGUCCUCUUCAUCACCGUCACCCUCAUCCUCUAAUUGGGCUCUGGAGCAUGCAGGGGCUGCAGCUCCAUCAUCCUCACAAAGAAGGCCGUCUGCAGGCAGCGACCAAUACAGCAUGUCUCUGGACUCUGAGAUGGACUACUCCGAUGAUAUGCCAUUGUUGAAGGAGGCCUGAACAAUGCAGCAGCCUUAGGACUUUGCCACUGACCUGUCCUGGUGAGUGGGAUGCCUCAUGUGAGUUUGUCAACACAGCUGUCAACACAGACGAGGCCAACUUAAGAGGCUCUGAGUGAAGCUGUGGGUUACUCAGAACAGUUCCUCGGUCCAUCCCCAAAGGAGAGCAGAGAAGGGAUUCACAUGUACAUACAUGCUUACAUUUUUAUAGGAAUUCCUACACUAUGUAUGUAUGUCCAAUGUCUGAAGCUCCGUUUGAAAAUUGUAGAGCAAAACCAGAAAGGAACAGGCACCUCUUGAAGGAGUGUCUCUUAAAGGCUGUUGAAAAAAAUACUGAUGAGUUUCAGUUGAAUGAGCAAAGUUACAUUUUGGGAGCUAAAAAAUCUCUUCAGUGUCUUGUUUACUGUUACUUUUAACCACAAAUCACAUCAUUUAAGAUGCACAUCAACAAAGAUGCAUGAAGGCCAGGUGAUCUAGAUUGUUGUCCAAGUCAUGCACACGUAACAGCGUCGUCGUCAAAGAUUUUUUGUGAUUAUAAGUCAUUUUUUAUGGUGUUAUUAAUCAUGACUCACAACAUUUCCCAUGUCACUGUACAGUUUAAGGUUGCGUAUUCACCAAAAGUUAAUUCUGCUUUGUUUUUCACUGGAUUGUGGACAAACGCUUUGAGAGACUUGUUGUUUCAGGCCUGCACUUGACACAUUUCACCCCUGCGAAGCAUUAAGAUGUACUCUCUUCAUACUCAUACCCUUGCCCCCAAUGGCCUUAGCUUUACACUUCUAUGCACAGGUAUCUAUAACAUGUAAAAUAAGGAAUUUUAAAAAUGAAUGUUCGUGAAAUGCCUCCACUGCUUAGUGAUGCCAUGUGUGGCUUUGUCAGACACAUCACUUGUACACCAGAAAAUAUUAUCUUCUUAAUUUAUUCAGGCUGCUUGGAAAUUCCUGUUUUUACGUGCAAACAGGAAACUAAGAUGUGUGUUUAAUUUAUUUGUGUCCAAAACGCUGUUGACCAGCCAUGGUUUCUUUUGAUGUCUCUACAGCUCUUGGAAACUUUAAAAAUAGUAGGUCUUUGCCGCUUCAGUUUUGAUUCUACUGCAGGCACGUGUUUAUAUGUGACACUGUAAACGUGGUUGGGAAGCUCCAAAACUAAACGAGUAAGUGUACAGAUUAGUGUAAUGUCAGUGCAUUUUGUUUGACUGUCCAUUGAAUUUACUUUUGGACUGAGGAAUGGAGUUUUUUGUUUUUGUGAAGAUGGUAUUUUAAUA
This is a messenger RNA of Plectropomus leopardus (leopard coralgrouper), 3106 nucleotides long. Its product is annotated as sushi domain-containing protein 4-like. NCBI's taxonomy places the organism in Eukaryota, Metazoa, Chordata, Actinopteri, Perciformes, Serranidae. Gene Ontology annotation, biological process: DNA damage response. The record is from RefSeq and is a predicted model, not a curated record.